Molecule: messenger RNA, 3836 nt
Organism: Scomber japonicus (chub mackerel)
Lineage: Eukaryota; Metazoa; Chordata; Actinopteri; Scombriformes; Scombridae
Product: NLR family CARD domain-containing protein 3-like
Exons: 11
Coding region: 219-3770 (1183 amino acids)
Molecular function (GO): protein binding
Source: RefSeq, a predicted model, not a curated record
GAUAGUAGAAGUACAGCAGCUGAUGGCAGCUUUCUCUGCCUCACACUGCUGUCUGGCUGCAUUCACACUGAUAUAUAACAGAGAAUAACAGCCAAUCACAGGAGGAGCAGCUGAUAUUUAGGAUGUGACAGGAGAAAUGAUGUAAAGGAUGAUCUGUGUUUCCUCUCCAGAUGAAGGUAGAAAGUGUGUGUGACUGAUGUGGAUGUGACUUCAGCAGCAUGGAUCAGAGUGAGGACAGAGAGGAGGGAGUCCCUCCCUCUAAAAGCUCUCUGUGUGGGGAACAUGACAGCCAGACCAAAGCUCAGAGAACAACAAGGAGGCAGCACAGACCAGACUCUGCUGGACCUGAACCUGAACCUGAACCCAGCUGUGUGUCACUCAAGAGCGACUGGUCAAUGGAUGAUAUUAUUCACUUUAAACAGCAUUCAUCUGAUCAAAAGAUCCAUCAGAGACCAGAUUCUCCUGGAUCUGGACCCAGCUGUGUGUCCUUCAAGAGCGACUGGUCAAUGGAUGAUGUUAUUCACUUCAAACAAAGACAUUCAUCUGAUCAACAAGUGGACCAGGAGAGCUCAGAGGUUCCCAGUGGUCAGUCUGCCCAGCAGCAUCAAACACACCUGGACUCCAUAUUUAUGCUGCUGGAGGAGAACAUCGUCACUUUUGUGAGGAACGAGCUGAAGAAGAUGCAGAAGCUUCUGAGUCCAGAUGACCCAGAUUGCUUAGAGAGUCAGAGGGAGGGUGAGGAGGUGUUAGACAGUGAGGAGGAAGAGCAGAGGAGGAGCAGCAGAGAUGCAUUUCUGCAGAUCACACUGCAAUUCCUGAGGAGAAUGAAGCAGGAGGAGCUGGCUGACUGUCUGCAGAGCAGUUGUCAGCAUAAACUCAAGUCUAACCUGCAGAAGAAGUUCGAGUGUCUGUUUGAGGGGAUCGCUAAAGCAGGAAACCCAACCCUUCUGAAUCAGAUCUACACACCGCUCUACAUCACAGAGGGAGGGACUGCAGAGGUCAAUAAUGAACAUGAGGUCAGACAGAUUGAAACAGCAUCCAGGAAACCAGUCAGACCAGAAACAACAAUCAGACAUGAAGACAUCUUUAAAGCCUCACCUGGAAGAGAUGAACCAAUCAGAACAGUGAUGACAAAGGGAGUGGCAGGCAUUGGGAAAACAGUCUUAACACAGAAGUUCACUCUGGACUGGGCUGAAGACAAAGCCAACCAGGACAUACACUUCACAUUCCCAUUCACUUUCAGAGAGCUGAAUGUGGUGAAAAAGAAAAAGUACAGCUUGGUGGAACUUGUUCAUCACUUCUUUACUGAAACCAAAGAAGCAGGAAUCUGCAGGUUUGAAGAGUUCCAGGUUGUGUUCAUCUUUGACGGUCUGGAUGAGUGUCGACUUCCUCUGGACUUCCACAACAAUGAGAUCCUGAGUGAUGUUACAGAGUCCACCUCAGUGGAUGUGCUGCUGACAAACCUCAUCAGGGGGAAACUGCUUCCCUCUGCUCGCCUCUGGAUAACCACACGACCCGCAGCAGCCAAUCAGAUCCCUCCAGAGUGUGUUGACAUGGUGACAGAAAUCAGAGGGUUCAUUGACCCACAGAAGGAGGAGUACUUCAGGAAGAGAUUCAGAGAUAAGAAACAGGCCAGCACCAUCAUCUCCCACAUCGAGACAUCACGAAGCCUCCACAUCAUGUGCCACAUCCCAGUCUUCUGCUGGAUCACUGCUACAGUUCUGGAGGAUAUGUUGAAAAGCAGAGAGGGAGGAGAGCUGCCCAAGACCUUGACUGAGAUGUACAUCCACUUCCUGGUACUUCAGACCAAACUGAAGAACAUCAAGUAUGAUGGAGGAGCUGAGACAGAUCCACAUUGGAGUCCAGAGAACAGGAAGAUGAUUGAGUCUCUGGGAAAACUGGCAUUUGAGCAGCUGCAGAAAGGCAACCUGAUCUUCUAUGAAUCAGACCUGACAGAGUGUGGCAUCGAUAUCAGAGCAGCCACAGUAUGCUCAGGAGUGUUCACACAGGUCUUUAAAGAGGAGAGAGGGCUGUACCAGGACAAGGUGUUCUGCUUUGUCCAUCUGAGUGUUCAGGAGUUUCUGGCUGCUCUUCAUGUCCAUCUGACAUUCAUCAAGUCUGGAGUCAAUCUGCUGGCAGAAGAACAAACAACAUCCCAGAAGUCUGAAACUAAACAAGAAUCUGCAGUUACACAUUUCUACCAGAGUGCUGUGGACGAGGCCUUAAAGAGUCCAAAUGGACACCUGGACUUGUUCCUCCGCUUCCUCCUGGGUCUUUCACUGCAGACCAAUCAGACUCUCCUACGAGGUCUGCUGACACAGACAGGAAGUAGCUCCCAGACCAAUCAGAAAACAGUCGAGUACAUUAAGAAGAAGAUCAGUGAGAAUCUGUCUGCAGAGAGAAGCAUCAAUCUGUUCCACUGUCUGAAUGAACUGAAUGAUCGUUCUCUAGUGGAGGAGAUCCAACGGUACCUGAGAUCAGGAAGUCUCUCCACAGAUGAACUGUCUCCUGCUCAGUGGUCAGCUCUGGUCUUCAUCUUACUGUCAUCGGAAAAAGAUCUGGACGUGUUUGACCUGAAGAAAUACUCUGCUUCAGAUGAGGCUCUUCUGAGGCUGCUGCCAGUGGUCAAAGCCUCCAACAAAGCUCUACUAAGUGGCUGUAACCUCUCAGAGAGAAGCUGUGCAGCUCUGUCCUCAGUUCUCAGCUCCCAGUCCUCUAGUCUGAGAGAUCUGGACCUGAGUAACAACAACCUGCAGGAUUCAGGAAUGAAGCAGCUUUCUGCUGGACUGGAGAGUCCACAGUGUGAACUGGAAACUCUCAGACUCAGUGGCUGUAACCUUUCAGAGAGAAGCUGUGCAGCUCUGUCCUCAGUUCUCAGCUCCCAGUCCUCUAGUCUGAGAGAUCUGGACCUGAGUAACAACAACCUGCAGGAUUCAGGAAUGAAACAGCUUUUUGCUGGACUGGAGAGUCCACACUGUGAACUGAAAACUCUCAGCCUGUCAGGAUGUCUGAUCACAGAGGAAGGCUGUACUUCUCUGGCCUCAGCUCUGAGCUCCAACCCCUCCCAUCUGAGAGAGCUGGAUCUGAGCUACAAUCAUCCAGGAGACUCAGGAGAGAAGAUCCUGUCUGCUGGACUGGACACUCUCAGCCUGCAGCCUGCUGGAGUCCGAUGGUUGACACCAGGUCUGAGGAAGUACUUCUGUGAACUCACACUGGAUCCAAACACAGUGAACAGAAACCUCAAACUGUCUGACAACAACAGGAAGGUGACAUUUGUGGAAGAGAAGCAGUCAUAUCCUGAUCAUCCAGACAGAUUUGAGCGCUGGGUUCAGCUGCUGUGUGGAAAUGAACUUACUGGUCGCUGUUACUGGGAGGUCGAGUGGAGGGGAGGAGUACAUAUAACAGUGAGUUACAGAGGAAUCAGCAGAGGAGACAGUAAUGACUCCUGGUUUGGAGCAAAUGAUCAGUCCUGGAGUCUUAACUGCUCUAGUGGUGGUUACACUGUCUGUCACAAUAACACAGGAACAUCUAUCCCCUCCUCCUCCUACUCCUCCUCCUCCUCUGACUCUAACAGAGUAGCAGUGUAUGUGGACUGUCCUGCUGGCACUCUGUCCUUCUACAGAGUCUCCUCUGACACACUGAUCCACCUCCACACCUUCAACACCACAUUCACUGAACCUCUGUAUGCUGGGUUUGGGUUCUGGUCUUCAUGGUUUGAAUCCUCAGUGUCUCUGUGUUCUCUGAAGGACGGAGAGUCUCCUCUUGUUUGAGAAACUUUCUCAUCUCUUUGAGUACCAACCUGAUCUCUCACUGGUUGUAAAUAUAGUUUUAAAACC